CUGCUGGUGUGGUUCUGCCAUUCAGCGCUACUUGCACAGGCACCAAGUGUACCUUCUGCACAGCUCCUCUGUCCCCUCCUGCACAGCCCCUCUGCCCCAUGCUGCCUGUCCUCCCCCACGCUGCCUCUGACGUGUUGGGCUCCAGCACUGCUUAUGCACGCACCACACAUGCCUGGGCACAAGCUCACUGCAUGUGAGCCUGUCAGCUCUGCUGCUUGUGCUGAACACCUCCUCCAAGAAUGCUGCUUUAGCUGAAGGAUUUGGGAAGCUCUUGUUCGUACCAAAUGGGGUAGAGAGAAGGGAAACCCAGUGUACACCCCCUCCGUAAUCCAAAAGUGAAGCAGAUCCCAUUGGGCUGAAAGUACAGUACUAGCAUGAAUAUUGUUCACAGCCAUCUCCUGCUGAGGUAGGUGUCUCAGAGUCUGUCUGCAAGAACAUGCCCUAAAUAAGCUGUACUCAAUCCUUGGGAGUUUUGAACAUCUUUUGUGGUGAUGGGUGGUGUUGAAGGACAUUUUCCUCUGAAUGGAGUCAUGAAGCAGCAAUGUCAUACACUCAAGAGUCAUAUAUUAAUUUAAGAAACACUAUUCACCCCCAUGCCAUGGAUCAUGGCUUCAACCAAAGCCCUGUAAACAUCAAAUCCUCCAUCAGGCAUUGUUCAUCCCUGGGAGUACAAUAUUUGCUACUUGGUUGCUGCAGUUGGAUUCACUGCAGCAGUAGCAGAGUCCCAAGGUUGAGUCCUGUUGCCACUGUGGCUGGGCUGAACAGCUACAUGUGCAUCUCCUGCUCCUGCUCCUGGAAGUGCACACACUGGGAAGCACAAAGGAAGCUGGGCCCAUGGCCCCUUGCCAUCACCAGUAAGUCUACCCCUGGGUGGAUCAGCCCUUCUGGUUAAACGGGUCACUGCCCUUCCUCUUUGGGCCUUCCCCAUCAUCACCGAACGAGACUGCCACCGAGAUGAGUCAAACCGUCAGACAACAUCUGCACCCUCCACACAGCACGUCCAUGCGCUUGGAUAGUUCAGCUGGUGGGCUCAGCCCAGUUUCUUUGCUCAGCGGAAGCAAAGAAACCCUGGUUGACUGGGGGGCGUCUGGUAGCUGAACCUUUUCAGUGUCCCAAGCGCAGCUGGGUGAUCUGGUUCAUUUUUGACUGAUCCCAGAAGGUAGACAAGGCCUAUGAAGACAGCAGUGAGAGGAAGUUUGGCCUUGAAUGGAUGGUACUCUACCAGGGUUUGAGAUCUGCUGACCUGGAGACUCUUGUAUAACUCCAUCCCCUCAUCAUCAGCUCUGGAUCUGAAAAGGUGCCUGAGAAAACAGCUUCAUUAGUAACCCUGAAGCACUCACUCAGUGCUGAAGUGCCAAGCAUUAGAGAGAGUCCGUGAAGAAAAGGAAAAGCAGGAUGUUGGAGCACGCUGACUGCAGGACAAGAUUAAGUUUCCGGCCACGUGACUUUCAGCUUACAUCCUGAGGUUCUGAGAAACCACAGGAGGCUGAGACCUAAAGGGAAGGUGCAGAGGCUCUGAGAGGAGAGGCAGCGAAAGUGUUGGACUGCUGGGCAGGAGGACAGAGAGCUUCUGGGACGGGUAAGAGUAGGAAGCCAAGGGCCACAUCAGAGGUGACAGAGGAGGGCAGAGGAGAGGCAGAGAAGCAAGACAGAAAGCAGGCACACCAAGAGCACAAAGGAAGCUGAAGAGACCCUGGGAGCCAGAAGCAGCAGCUAUGCCCCACAGCUCUGACAGCAGUGAUUCCAGCAGCUUCAGCCAGUCUCCCCCUCCCAGCAAGCAGGACUCUUCUGAUGACAUGAGGAAAGUCCAAAGGAGGGAGAAGAAUCGCAUUGCUGCCCAGAAGAGCCGCCUGAGGCAGACCCAGAAAGCAGACACACUGCACUUGGAGAGUGAAGACUUGGAGAGACAGAAUGCUGCCCUGCGCCGGGAGAUCAAGCAGCUGACAGAGGAAAUGAAGCACUUCACCUCGAUGCUGAGCUCCCAUGAACCGCUCUGCUCCAUCCUGACAUCCCCUCCACCGCCUCCAGAAGUGCUUUAUGCCACACACUCGUUUCACCAACCCCACAUUAGCUCCCCACGCUUCCAGCACUGAGCCAGCCAGCAGGAGAGCAGCCUGCCAGCUCCACUGACAACAAGAAGUAACUUUGUGGGGCUUGCUUUCCCAUCCAAGGGAAAGAACUGGACAGACGGACAUUCCUUCUUAAAGUAUGUAUUCUGAGUGAUUUGCCUAAGACUUGCUCCCAAUGCAGAAAUGGCAGAGCCACCAUGAGGCAUCUUUGGACAGUUUCCAGCUUGGAUUCUGGGAGGAAGAGGCAGACACAAAAGGGCACCAACCCCCUUCUCUGGUCCUUGUCUGGGGAGACUCACAGGAGUGUGCAGUACUGGCAGCCUCCAUAAGAGCAGCUGGCCAUGGCAUGCAACAGCCAGACCUCCAGGAAGAGGAAAGGGAGCAGGGGUGGAGGGGAAGAUUGGGGACCACAGAGUGUCAGGG
Molecule: messenger RNA, 2492 nt
Organism: Vidua chalybeata
Lineage: Eukaryota; Metazoa; Chordata; Aves; Passeriformes; Viduidae
Gene: BATF
Product: basic leucine zipper ATF-like transcription factor
Exons: 5
Coding region: 1716-2093 (125 amino acids)
Biological process (GO): regulation of transcription by RNA polymerase II
Cellular component (GO): nucleus
Molecular function (GO): RNA polymerase II cis-regulatory region sequence-specific DNA binding; DNA-binding transcription factor activity, RNA polymerase II-specific
Source: RefSeq, a predicted model, not a curated record